CCGCAGUCAGCGCUGAUGCGGCGAUUCACGCGUUCACGUUGGCGAGCAGCCGAUCGGCUGGUAGGUUCGCUUCGUGUAUCCACAGAUCAUCGAAGCGCAAUUUAAAUGUUUAGUGUGCUUAUCUGUCCGUAGCCCGGACUACGACCGUGGCAGAGUUGUAGGAAGCAGACAAGCCGCCUCUGCAUUUUUCCACGCAGGCAUGGAUCAACCGCGGACGGCUGGCCGUGGCAGAGGUGGACGCGGCCGCCAGAGACGAGAUGAUUCCGAGAAAAGAUACAAUGCUUGGGGAGUGCCUUUGCAAACACAACGAACAGCAUUACCGGCUUCGUCAAGAGCUGCGAGGAAUGGAGAUGCCGACACGAAGUCUUCAGCGCCGGUGGUUAACCGGAAAUUCGAAGAAGCCUGUGCUAAAAUACAGGCGAACGUGGAAAAAUUUCUACCACAGUCUCGAGACGAUCGGUCGUCUUCAGAGGAAGAGCUUGAGACGGAGGGAAUCCUUUCUCGCGUCGUUGGUUCUUACUCAGAACUGAAUGAUGUGGGAUCAGGCGAUCUGCAAAGAACUGUCCAGUUUUUGACCGACAACCUUGUGUCUGGGGCUGUAGUGUGCCUUAUUUGUAUUGAGUCAAUAAAGAGAACUGAGAAGGUCUGGUCAUGUGGGGGAUGUUAUGGUAUUCUGCAUCUCAGCUGUGUGCAGAAAUGGGCCAAAGACAGCAUGUUUCAGCAGCAACAGCAACAACAAGAAGAUAUAACUCAACAGAAAUUGCAGUGGCACUGCCCGAAGUGUCGCAAGGACUACAGCAGUAGGGAGGGUCUGAAUGAGUAUCGGUGCUUCUGUGGCCAGAAGGUGAACCCCGAGUAUGACCCUUGGCUGGUGCCACAUUCAUGCGGCCAGACCUGCUCACGUAAUCUAGUGCCCGCCUGUGGCCACCGUUGCUUGCUGUUGUGUCAUCCAGGCCCAUGCCCUCCUUGUCCCAAGAUGGUGCGAAGCAGUUGCUAUUGUGGCAAAGCCGAUCCCACUGCCAGGCGCUGCAGCUCUCGUCUCUGGUCAUGUGGGAACCCAUGUGGGAAGAUGCUUUCAUGCGGUCAGCACACCUGUCAGCAUACGUGUCACGCAGGUGAAUGCAAGCCUUGCCCACGAAAAAGCCGGCAGGCUUGCUUAUGCGGGGCAUCAAAAGCAGACAGGCCUUGUGCUGAUCCAUUGUGGCAAUGUGAAAAGGCUUGUGGUAAGCUCUUGUCAUGUGGAGAGCACAAGUGUGAAAGUGUGUGUCACAAGGGCCCUUGCUCAGUCUGUCCAAGAUCAGGCCCUAGGGAGUGCCCCUGUGGAAAGUCAAAGUGGGAGCUGCCAUGCACCGAAGAUGUGGGACCUUGCGGAGACACCUGUGACAAGCUGCUCGCUUGUGGCAUCCACCACUGCAGUCAGCGCUGCCACCUAGGCAGCUGCCCUCCAUGCCUUCAGAUACGUCCCAAGCGAUGUCGGUGUGGAGCACGAGAAAAAGAGGUCCCAUGUAGCCGGGAGUACACCUGUGAAACAAAAUGCAAAAGGCUUAGAGAUUGCCGAAGACACCCAUGCAGUCGCAAGUGCUGUGAUGGCAGGUGUCCUCCUUGUGAGCAGCCCUGUGGACGCUCCUUGGCUUGCAAGAAUCAUCGUUGCUCCAGUUGCUGUCAUAUGGGUCCCUGCUAUCCAUGCAACGAGAAGGUGGAACUGACUUGUCGAUGCAAGGCAACCAAGGUAGCUGUGCCUUGUGGACGGGAGCGAAUGACCAAGGCACCUGCCUGCCAUCAGCCCUGCAGCAUCCCUCCAGAGUGCAAUCAUGAGAAGCGAGACCCACAUUUCUGUCAUGACGGUCGUUGCCCGCCUUGCACCCAGAAGUGCAACCGCACACUAAAGUGCGGCCACAUAUGCAAGGCUCGCUGCCACUUGGCUGUCUGGACCAAAAUUGUACCCAAGCAGGGUCAACGUGUUGGACCGUGGGAACCUUUGGCUGCAAUUCGGAUGGAAUUGGUCUCUCAAUCCUGCCCGCCGUGUACUGUGCCCAUGCAACUGGCUUGCCGUGGCAAACAUUCUAUUAGCACAUUCCCCUGUUCAGAGCUGCGGUCAUACUCGUGCGGGAAGCCCUGUGGUCGUUCCUUAGCCUGUGGUAACCACACUUGUGCCAUGGAGUGCCAUGAAGUCGAAGGAGCACCCAAUGAUUCACAGGCUGGAAGCAACUGCAGCACAUGUGACGAAGGUUGCCAGAAGUUGCGCCCACCUGGCUGCAGCCAUCCGUGUAAUAAACCAUGCCACCCAGGAGACUGUGCUCCAUGCACCCAGUACGUCAAGAUGAAGUGUCAUUGUGGGCUAAACCCUGUCUACGUGCCCUGCCACCAGUGGACGGUGGAGUCCAGGGACCGGCAGGAUGAACUGCAGAGCUGCAAGAACAGGUGCUGUAAGCAGCUGGAAUGUGGCCAUCGGUGUCCCCUCAACUGCCAUCCAGGCACAUGCGCCCCACGUAGCCAGUGCCGCAAGAAGGUCACGCUGCGCUGUCCUUGCAAGUGCCGCAAAGUAGAGGGACCCUGCUGCGAACUUGAGAGCAGUCUUGACUGCACUAAUGAAUGCCGUUCCAGUGUACAGGAAGAAGACUUGAAGGCAAGAGAACCCAAGUCAGAGCCAGAAGAGAAGACAAAAGGCCACAAAUUUGGACAGAUUCAGACUCUGAUUGCACUCAGUGCUGUAGUGCUGUUUGCUGCUAUGGCAUUAGCCAUCUGGGUAACGCAGUGGAAUGAGUAAGAAAUGACUCAAACUACGCUACUCUAACAAAAGAGAAAAAAUAAACAGACUACUGCAGGUA
This is a messenger RNA of Dermacentor albipictus, 2828 nucleotides long. Its product is annotated as NF-X1-type zinc finger protein NFXL1-like. The record is from RefSeq and is a predicted model, not a curated record. Gene Ontology annotation, cellular component: nucleus. Gene Ontology annotation, biological process: regulation of DNA-templated transcription. Lineage: Eukaryota; Metazoa; Arthropoda; Arachnida; Ixodida; Ixodidae. Gene Ontology annotation, molecular function: DNA-binding transcription factor activity, RNA polymerase II-specific; RNA polymerase II transcription regulatory region sequence-specific DNA binding; zinc ion binding.